Molecule: messenger RNA, 3283 nt
Organism: Eublepharis macularius
Lineage: Eukaryota; Metazoa; Chordata; Lepidosauria; Squamata; Eublepharidae
Product: zinc finger protein RFP-like
Exons: 7
Coding region: 1-1449 (482 amino acids)
Molecular function (GO): zinc ion binding; protein binding
Source: RefSeq, a predicted model, not a curated record
AUGGCAGCCGAAAGCAUUGUCAUGCAGUUCUGUGAGGAAACAACUUGUUCCGUGUGCCUGGAACACUUCAAAAAGCCAGUGACAGUUGAAUGUGGGCACAAUUUCUGCCAAGCCUGCAUCACCCAGUGCUGGGAGGAGGUGGACACAGGAGUUUCUUGCCCUCAGUGCAGAGAAAUUUUCCAGCAAAAAACUUUCAGGCCAAACCGGCAGCUGGCAAACUUUGUGGAACUUGUCAAGAAACUUCAGGCAGGAAAAGAAGCAGAGGGGAAGUGGGGAGUGUGCAAGAGGCACCAGGAGCCCCUGAAACUCUUCUGCAAUGAUGAUCAAGCCUCCAUCUGUGUGGUGUGUGACAGAUCCAUGAGGCACCGAAAUCACAGUGUCCUUCCUAUGGAGGAGGCUUUCCUAGAGUAUAAGAAAGAGAUCCAGACCCAGCUUCGUUCUCUGGCGGAAGAGAAAGAAAAGCUUCUGGAACAGAAAAUGGUGGAGAACCAGAGAAGCCAGAAAUGUUUGGCACACUUAGAAGAAGAGAAACAGAAGAUCAAGUCCGCCUUUCAAAGGAUGCACAAUUUUCUUGAACAACAAGAGCAGUUGAGGCUGUCCCAGCUGGAAGAGCUGGAGGGAGAGCUGGAGAAGAGGGACAAAGAAAAGCUCACCAGAUUCUCUGAGGAAAUCUCAGAUCUAAAUCACCUGAUCACAGAGAUGGUGGAGAAGUUGCAGCUGCCUGAAAACAAAUUUGUGCAGGAUCCCAAAACUAUAUUGAGCAGACAUGAGAAGAAGCCAAAAAGGCAGCGGUUGGAACUUCCUCCAGGACCGGAACAGGCUCUCAGGUUUUACUCACAGCGAACUCCUGGAAUACAGAAGGCUCUGGAAGAAUGUGAAGGGUCUCUGAAGCAAGCACUGCACGUGCUGAGAAAAGAGAAUGUGACACUAGAUCCAGACACAGCACACCCCUGCCUCGUUCUGUCUGAGGAUCUGAAGAGUAUGACACUGGGAGAGACAGCACAGAACCUGCCUAACAACCCUGAGAGAUUUGAUAACCUGAGGGGUGUGCUGGGCCGUGAGAAAUUCACCUCAGGAAGACACUGGUGGGAGGUGGCUGUAGGGAAUGUACAGGCACUCUGGGGUGUGGGUGUUGCUAGAGAGUCUGUCAGGAGAAAGGGAAAUAUCUUCCGUAAUCCUAAUGAAGGAUUCUGGGUUGUGCAGACAGCACCUAGGUAUGGCCAUAGUCAUACGUACUGGCAGAUGACUGCUUCGACUUCCUCUCAGUCAACUGUUUUAUCUGAUGUCAUUCCCCAAAAGAUACAGGUAUCCCUGGACUAUGAAGAGGGUCGUGUGGAAUUUUUUGUGGCAAACAAAAGGCUCUUCACAUUCCCUUCAUCCUCUUUCUGUGGGGAGGCCCUCCGUCCUUAUUUCUACACUUUUGACAAAAACACAUUACGGUUAUUAUGAGGGGUUCCACAACUGGAAAGAGGUGACAUUUUAGCAUUUUCUCUAUAGCUGCUGAAGAGACAUGGAAGAAUCUACAGUCUUUAGUGUAUUUGUGUGUGGGGGAGGGGGGUUGUCUGUUUAAUUAAAGGUUUUGGAUUGUGAAGGCCUGUGGCCAUAUACAAUAAAUUAUCCUGUCCUACAGUCUUAGUGGGUUUCCUGUUGACAGACCACAGAAUCUUCCACUUGUGGAGUAAGAGGGGUGGCAGUGUGUGGCAUCUGUACUAACCUCUUCUGCCUUUCAAAUUUUCUCAUGUCACAUAGAAACUGGGCCCUUUCAAAUUGCUUUUAAAGAUACUGUGCCAAAAAAUAAGGAUCUCACUAGAGUAAAACUGUCAUAUUAAUCCUCUGAUAUAUGUGUACCUUUUUUAAAUAGGGUCAUGAUUGUUUCCAAAUACUGAUCCCAUGGGUAGACAGUAACUGUUUUGGAUUUAGAUAUUUGUAUUGGCUGCUGUAUGACAUUCUAGGCCAGGGCUUGGAUCCCACAGAAAAUUUCCACUGCUGGAUGGGAUUUCCAUCAGUCUAGUGGACCUUGCUGCCCCUCCCCCUUCCACUGCAGCCCAAAAUGCCCUCCAAAAUGCUGUUUCCUAUGCAUAACCGCCCUCCAAACAGUCUGAGGAGGGAAGACUCAAAGGAUGGGAGAGGAGAAUCAGCAAAAAUCCCUUCUCUUUCCAUUUGUGGAAAUUUUCUGAAGGAUCCAACCCAAAUGUUUAUGCUCCUGGCUGAUCUCUUUUUCAAUUGUGUUCAAGGCAGGAUCCCUCUAUGGGGGUCAGAUCUAAGAAAAGAAAUAUUAGACCAGGCUUAAAAGGGAGUGGGGGCUAAAAGAAACAAGGUGAUCAGGCCCUCUGGGGAGUGACAGGGAACAAUUCCUAUUUGCCUAUUACUUGUAACUCGAGGUACUGUCACAUAUUUAUAAGCACUGGUCACUUUCUUACCUAUAUUUGUUGAUAUCUAUUGUAUAUGAGCAUAUUGGUCUUUAUUACUGUACUUGAUUAUUUCAGGAUCAUUGUAAGUUUGUAACCUUUAUUGUUGAAUGUUUAAUUGCCAAGCCUCUGAGUUUCUUUGUGGCAGUCAUGUUAUAUGGUUCAGUGAAUAUAUGAGACUGAAGACAUCGUUUAAUAUUGGUUAUUUCUUUAUUUAGAUCCAUUUUUUCUUUGUUUAGUUAGUUGUUUUUGGUUCCUGUGCUGCUUUCACUUAUGGGAGAGGAAAAUCAGCAAAUAUCCCUUCCCUUUCCAUUUGUGGAAAUUUUCUGAAGGAUCCAACCCAAGUGUUUAUGCUCCUGGUGGAUCUCUUUUCCAAUUGUGUUCAAGGUGGGAUCCCUCUAUGUGGGUCAGAUCUAAAAAGAAAUAUCAGACCAGGCUUAAAAGGGAAUCGGGGCUAAAAGAAACAAGGUGAUCAGGCCCUCGGGGGGGGGGGGGUGAUGGGAAACAAGUCCCAUUUGCCCCAUUUUGUUGUAUUAUUAAUACAACGGGCAUGCAGGGCCUUGUUAACAUGUUGCUUUUGUCACUGCUUGUUUUGCUUGGAAAUUAUUUGGCUUGUCCUUCAUGAUGGCAGAUUGUUUAAUGGGACAUAAAAUCUUACGAACUGUUUUUUCUCAAAAAAUUGUCUUCCUCUUGUGUCUAUCAAGGGACAGAGUAUUGGUCACUAGAGGGGUCUGUUCAGGGCCUGCUCAAUUUAUUUUACUGUCCCACAAACGGCAGGUUCUGCCACCUCCAACAGGACAGUAACAGUGUGGGGUCGGGAUGCACUUCUCAUCGCUGUCUAGCCACCCUUUGGGAGAUGCAGCAUCCUUUCUGAA